Messenger RNA from Fulvia fulva, 258 nucleotides. RefSeq lists its product as uncharacterized. The coding region runs from base 1 to 258 and encodes 85 amino acids. The record is from RefSeq and is a predicted model, not a curated record. The transcript has a single exon. Lineage: Eukaryota; Fungi; Ascomycota; Dothideomycetes; Mycosphaerellales; Mycosphaerellaceae.
AUGCCAUCCUCAGAUAUGGGUUGGUCGAUCGACGACCUUUCGGCCGACGACGAAGAAGCCGUCGAAGGUGGCGACACUGGCUCUAUGGAUACGGUGGUACACGACAGUCCCCAAGAGGAGCAGCAAGAAGAACUGAACAAAGUUGAUGACGCUGCCGACAGGCGAGCCGACAGUCUCGAGCCAUACGAGUCUGCAACAGUUGCUCAACCAGACCGGAUGAGCACACCCCCUAUGCUCGAGCCCCAUGUCAGUCCAUAG